UUACUGGUGGUAUUGUUGUUGUCCGGCACCGGUAUGUGUGAUCUAAUUAUCAAUGAAGAUAUGGACAAUGAGAUCGACAAUUUGAUUGCCGAUAACGAUCGUAUGGCUCUACCCUAUAGGAGAGCUCCCGAAACAGUCAAAUUGUUUGACAAUGAAAUUUGCAAAGUCUAUUACCGAAAAGAGUUAAGAAUUGCCGACUAUUUGACGCACAAGUAUCACAAUAACCGUCAUCUGAGAGUAUUGGCCGCCAAUAUGUCGCUGACACGGAUGCGAUUGUGGGACAAAGUGUGUAGUGGUAACAAUCAUUAUAUAGUCGGACUGUUUCGGGCGGCCAACCGGAAUCUGGACGAAACCAAACAAUAUGCUAUCUAUGCUUUUCAUGCCAUACAAUCGGCCAGUCAUCCUAAUUCGGGUUUUACAGUUCCACAUUUGAUGUGUAUUGCUGAUACCUAUUACGAAAAGUAUGCCAAUUCGUUCAAUAAUACAGAUUAUCGUCAAACGGCUAUAAAUAUUUUGCAUACACUGUCUGACUCGUGGAUGCCAUACCUCAGGAUUGUUAUGAAAUUGAGAUCAAGCGAUAGGAUAACCAAUUGUAAUGCAAUCAAUGUUACAACAGUUGAUCCACUAUAUGGCCGACGACUGUCCAAACAGAUGGCAUUAUUUGAUGCAUUCAAUGCAUUAGUUAAAGUUUAAUAAAAAAAACUACAUUUUAAAACAUUAAAAAAGUGUUAUUAUUAUUAAAU
Oppia nitens is the source of this 743-nucleotide messenger RNA. RefSeq lists its product as uncharacterized. Bases 34 to 693 code for a protein of 219 amino acids. The record is from RefSeq and is a predicted model, not a curated record. Lineage: Eukaryota; Metazoa; Arthropoda; Arachnida; Sarcoptiformes; Oppiidae. The transcript has 3 exons.